Trichomycterus rosablanca is the source of this 3026-nucleotide messenger RNA. It is a transcript of the gene lsr, whose product is annotated as lipolysis stimulated lipoprotein receptor. Gene Ontology annotation, cellular component: plasma membrane; tricellular tight junction. Bases 57 to 1835 code for a protein of 592 amino acids. The transcript has 10 exons. The record is from RefSeq and is a predicted model, not a curated record. Gene Ontology annotation, biological process: tricellular tight junction assembly; establishment of blood-brain barrier. NCBI's taxonomy places the organism in Eukaryota, Metazoa, Chordata, Actinopteri, Siluriformes, Trichomycteridae.
UUAACUGUAAUUAAAAGUAUUUUAAGUUGUAGUUUUAGAGGUAAACAUAUAUAAAAAUGCGGUUAAUUUCAGUCCUUAUCUUCUGCAUGGUAACAGGUUUUACCAUGGGAGUCAAUGUUGUUUGCCCAGUGAAACGCUACGUGGUCAUCCUGUUCCAGCCAGUCAUUCUGCGAUGUGAUUACACUACUACAGCCACAAUGGCUCCUCUGGUUCAAUGGAAGUACAAAUCUUUCUGCAGAGACCCCAUCCAGGCUGCCCUGAAUCCAGGCAGUGCAGAGAACACCCUGGCCCAGGCCAACCCCAAUUAUAACCCCAAUAUUGAGUGUUCAGACAGUAGCAGAACUGUACGAAUUAUCGCCUCUAAGCAGAAUUCAGUCACUCUGGGAACUGAAUACCAGGGUCGCAAGAUUAGCAUCGUUAACAAUGCCGAUCUCAACAUUGCCCAGACUGCAUGGGGUGAUAGCGGUGUGUAUGUCUGCAAUGUUGCUUCAUCACAGGACCUGUCAGGAAAUGGCGAGGACUAUACAGAGCUCAUUGUACUGGAUUGGUUGUUGGUGGUGUUGGUGGUGCUUGGAUUCCUUUUGCUGCUGCUCUUUAUUGGGAUCUGUUGGUGUCAGUGUUGUCCUCACACAUGUUGCUGUUAUGUGAGCUGCCCUUGUUGCCCAGAACGCUGCUGCUGCCCACGAGCUUUGUAUGAAGCAGGUAAAGCGGUAAAAGCGGGAGUUCCCAGUCAGUAUGCAGCCAGCAUGUAUGCUCCCAGUAUGUAUGGACAGCCAAUGUAUGUGGGAGGCCCUUCUCCUGCAAUCCCAUUGCUUCCAGUGCCUCAGGGUAUUGCCGCUCCCCCUUCUAACGGCUAUGGCAGGGAGUUUGAUACAGCCAGCUCAGUUGGCCAGGGGUCUCAGGUACCAUUGUUACGUGACCAUGACAGCGGAGCAGGCCAGACCCGUAGUGGGUACCGCAUCCAGGCUAACGAUGAUGGGAAUCCCACACGUCUGCUGUACUAUAUGGAGCGAGAAGUGGCCAACCUGGAUCCCAGUCACCCUGGAGGUGGACCAGGCAAAUACAGUCGCCUUGACACGAUGAGUGAGAUCAGUUCCCUUCAUGAUGGCGGAGAUCCUCGUAACCGUGGCCGCUCCAGACCCCCUCACCUGAACACAGUGUAUGAUGAUGAGAACAUGAGCACCAUAAGCAGUGUAUCGCAAAACACGAGGCGAGAUGACCCCAGAAGGGGAGGAGGACCCGGACCCAACCGACCUGGACGUGCUCGUUCUAUGGAUAACCUUGAUGAUAUUGGCCGAAAUUAUAGAGACCGUGACUGUCCCCCCCGGGACAGAGGCGGCAGAAGAGGCUCUGAUGAUGAAUGGAGCAGCAGCGCUCGGGGAUACGACCGUGUUGCAGAUGACCGUAGCACACGUGACUAUUCCCCUGAAGAUCGUUGGCGUGGUGACCCUCGGGCAGGCCUUCAGGGCCGACGCAGCCGUAGUCGUGAUGACUUGAUGGAUCUCGAACGUGGCGGCGGAGGCCGAGAUGCAUAUGAUGACAGUUUUUUGCGUGAGGCCAUGGAGAGAAAGAAAAUGGGCGAGCAGCAGAGAGCACGGAGCCGCGAGCGCCUUGACAGUGAUAGCGAGCGAUCCGAUCGCCAUAAGGGCCCACAUCGGGGGCCACCACCGCUUCCACUGACCCGACCUGCAGGCAACCCUGACCACCAUCGUUUCAAUAACUCUGGCCUCCCCCCUCCUCCAUCCUAUCUAGAGGAUACUGAGAGUUUAGCGUCAUCCAAGAAGAGCAAUCUCCGAAAGAACGGAGCAGUAAGUCGUGAGAGUUUGGUGGUGUAAAGCACGAGUACGUCGACAAAUCAGUUGCUAAAUGUCUUCAUUUUUUUAUAAGUGUAUAUAUUUGUGUCAGUUGCUGAAUGGUUAAUCAUGGGAAUGUGCAUGUGGAUGAUGGGAUUUGUGAGUGUGUCCCUACCUGCAUUUUUACUGUUUCAGUACAUUUAUACUUUUAUAUCUUUGUUUUUAAGGACUUAAAUGCCCAUCUGUUUAUGUAUAUUAUUAAUAAUUGUAAAUCAAUUGUAGUUAUACUCUGUUUUAAUAUCUUUCUAAUACUGAAAAUGUCUUUACAUAAGGCUUCCAAAUGAUGUCAAGUCUAACAUCAGAGCUUUAUCUUAUUCCAAAUAUGAAUUUUAAACAUAGCAUUCAUUUUUGGAUGCUUCAAUCACAUGUAAUUAAAUACAUUGUAUAGUGUGUUUUUUUUUUUUUUAUAUAGUAGCAGUGGUAGUAAAGGGUCUGUUUGGAUGUAGUUUAAUUCCAACCAAGCACAAACUUCACCUGAAACUAUUUUUUAUAAAUUAGUUUCAUCCUUUAAAUUAUUUACAUUAUUAAUUGACCUUAUAAGUUCUGGUUGUUCUGUCAGAAAUGUUACAAUGGAUAUAUUCAAUCAACCAAUCAUGGGUUGGUUUAAAAGGAACGACCAGGAUAGUUCUUUAUGAGCAAGGAUUGGUCAAGGCCUGACACUGCCAAAAUGUAUCAGCAAAUAAUACACCAGUUCAAAAACACUAUUGUUCAGUUGUAUCAGGUGUUUUUGUGUUUGGUUUGAAGAUCAGCAGCCAUGCCAGUCAUUUGUAAAUAAGAUUGGGCACUUUUGAUUUAAUGCAAUAAUAUUACAGUAAGAAUAAUGCAAUGUAAUGAUACUCUGAGAUGUUUAAAAAAUCAUUUUGUGCGUGGUCACAAAAACAAUGAGCCUGUUAAUCAGGGAUUUGUGUACAUUGCUUUUGUACAUUUUUUAAAUAAUGUGAUUUUUUUACAAUAAUGUCUUUUGUUAAUUCAUUAAUUAAUUUACAAUAAAAUGUUUAAUUGAAAUAAAAGUUGUUUUUUCUUUUUUUCCACUAGAUGGCAUUAAUCAUUUUUUAAAAUUAUUUUGCAAGUGAAGAGACAGCUUACAAUAGUCAUUGUGGUGACCCAAGCUUAUUGAGUUUUGCCUUCUAUCUACAAAGCUACAUUAGCUGACUGUUGUUUCCUUUUACAUUC